AUGGUGAUGGCUGUAACAGACACUUGUUCAUAUAAUAAACUCAACUGGGACUGUGUUUAUGUGAAUAGAGCCUCAGUGACUUCUCUCUCCUCCUGCAGAGCUUACCUGGAUGUAAAGGAGAUGAAGGAGAUCCUGCAGUUGGACGGCUCUACUCACCUAAACGUCUUCUUCGCCAAUUCCACCGAUGAGGAUCUCGCUGGUGUCGCCACGUGGCCCUGGGACAAAGAAGCCCUCACACAUUUAGGUGGCAUUGUGUUGAACCCUUCUUUCUACGGGACCUUUGGUCACACUGACACCAUGGUCCACGAGAUCGGCCACAGUCUGGGUCUCUAUCAUGUUUUUAGAGGAAUAUCUGAGAUCGAGUCUUGCAACGAUGCAUGUCUGGAGUCUGAGGCUUCAAUGGAGACUGGAGACCUGUGUGCGGACACCAACCCCACCCCCAAGUUCAAAGGCUGCCAUGACCCUGCGUCUGCCAACGAGACCUGCGGCGCUCGCCAGUUUAAAAACACGCCGUUCAACAACUACAUGAGCUACGCCGAUGACUCGUGCACAGACUCCUUCACGUUGAACCAGGUGGCCAGGAUGCACUGUUACCUGGACCUGAUCUACCAGAGCUGGCAGACCAUGUGGAAGUCCCCUCUGGUGCCGAUGCCGCCUCAGGUUGUGGAGCAGAGUCACUCCUCGGUGACUCUGGAGUGGUUCCUGCCGAUCUCUGGGCACUUCUACGACAGAGAAUUGGGAUCAGUGUGUGAUCAAUGCACAGAAGGAGGGAUCCUGCUGCAGUUCGCCUCCAACGCCUCCUCUCCCCGCCCCUGUGGGCCCUCGGGACACUGGUCACCGCGGGAGGCUGAAGGACCCCCGGACGUGGAGCAGGUGUGCGAGCCGAGCGUCCGCACCUGGAGCCCCAACGCCGGCACAGACCAGGGCACCGUGGGCCUGUCCGAGUGCCCGCUGCAGGGCUGCAUGCUACAGCUGGAGUUUGCUCACCCGCUGGUCCCGGACUCUCUCUCCCUCUGGGUCACCUUCUUCGGCUCCGAGGAGACGGCGCUCCCGGCGAUCCACAACAUCCUGCUGCUCACCGUGGACGGGAACAACAUCUCUCUGGGUCCCAGCAACGUGUUCUGCGACACGCCCCUGACCAUGAAGCUGGAGGUGGAGGAGCGGGUGUUCGGGGUGCAGGUCUUCACCAUGGAGCAGCACCUGGAGAUCGAUGCCGCGCUGCUGACCUCCAAACCCGCUUGCGAGCAGUGCCGGAGCUGUGACCCGCUGAGGUACCGCCUGCUGCGCCAGCCGCCGUUCAGCCACGCCUCCCUGGGUCUGCUGCUCACAGAACCACUCCGCAGAUUCACAGACCGGGACCUGAAGCCACAUGUGGAGUACACGUAUCAGGUUCAAACGGUCUCGAGCUGGAGUGAGAGCGAGCCCUCUCCGCCACUGGUGCACCGGGUCGGAGCGCCCUUCUGUGGAGACGGGCGGAUCCAAAGUUGGAAAGGAGAAGAGUGCGACGACCAGAACUCUGCCAACGGCGACGGCUGCUCCACUCAGUGCAAGAAGGAGGCUUUCUUCAACUGUGUCGACGAGCCCAGCAUGUGCUACUUCUACGACGGCGAUGGCGUCUGUGAGGACUUUGAGCGAGAGACGGGAGUCCGAGACUGUGGUCUGUACACGCCCAGCGGGUUCCUGGACCAAUGGGCGACCAGCGUGGAGGUGUCCCAGGAAGAGAAACCCUUCUGCUCCGGAGAGGUGGCUGCUGGGUACCCUGCCGUCACCAAGUGCAUCAGUACAGGCGCAUCAGUACAGGUGCAUCAGUACAGGCGCAUCAGUACAGGUGCAUCAGUACAGGUGCAUCAGGCGCAUCAGUACAGGCGCAUCAGUACAGGUGCAUCAGUACAGGUGCAUCAGUACAGGUGCAUCAGGCGCAUCAGUACAGGCGCAUCAGUACAGGUGCAUCAGUACAGGCGCAUCAGUACAGGUGCAUCAGUACAGGUGCAUCAGUACAGGCGCAUCAGUACAGGUGCAUCAGUACAGGCGCAUCAGUACAGGUGCAUCAGUACAGGCGCAUCAGUACAGGUGCAUCAGUACAGGUGCAUCAGUACAGGUGCAUCAGUACAGGUGCAUCAGGCGCAUCAGUACAGGUGCAUCAGUACAGGUGCAUCAGUACAGGCGCAUCAGUACAGGCGCAUCAGUACAGGUGCAUCAGUACAGGCGCAUCAGUACAGGCGCAUCAGUACAGGUGCAUCAGUACAGGUGCAUCAGUACAGGUGCAUCAGGCGCAUCAGUACAGGUGCAUCAGUACAGGUGCAUCAGUACAGGCGCAUCAGUACAGGCGCAUCAGUACAGGUGCAUCAGUACAGGCGCAUCAGUACAGGUGCAUCAGUACAGGUGCAUCAGUACAGGUGCAUCAGUACAGGUGCAUCAGUACAGGCGCAUCAGUACAGGCGCAUCAGUACAGGUGCAUCAGUACAGGUGCAUCAGGCGCAUCAGUACAGGUGCAUCAGUACAGGUGCAUCAGGCGCAUCAGUACAGGUGCAUCAGUACAGGUGCAUCAGUACAGGCGCAUCAGUACAGGCGCAUCAGUACAGGUGCAUCAGUACAGGUGCAUCAGGUGCAUCAGUACAGGUGCAUCAGUACAGGUGCAUCAGUACAGGUGCAUCAGUACAGGUGCAUCAGUACAGGUGCAUCAGUACAGGUGCAUCAGUACAGGCGCAUCAGUACAGGCGCAUCAGUACAGGUGCAUCAGUACAGGUGCUUCAGUACAGGUGCAUCAGGCGCAUCAGUACAGGCGCAUCAGUACAGGUGCAUCAGGCGCAUCAGUACAGGCGCAUCAGUACAGGCGCAUCAGUACAGGUGCAUCAGGUGCAUCAGUACAGGUGCAUCAGUACAGGCGCAUCAGUACAGGUGCAUCAGUACAGGCGCAUCAGUACAGGCGCAUCAGUACAGGUGCAUCAGUACAGGUGCAUCAGUACAGGUGCAUCAGUACAGGUGCAUCAGUACAGGCGCAUCAGUACAGGCGCAUCAGUACAGGUGCAUCAGUACAGGUGCAUCAGUACAGGUGCAUCAGUACAGGUGCAUCAGUACAGGUGCAUCAGUACAGGUGCAUCAGUACAGGUGCAUCAGUACAGGCGCAUCAGUACAGGCGCAUCAGUACAGGUGCAUCAGUACAGGUGCAUCAGUACAGGUGCAUCAGUACAGGUGCAUCAGUACAGGUGCAUCAGGCGCAUCAGUACAGGUGCAUCAGUACAGGUGCAUCAGUACAGGUGCAUCAGUACAGGUGCAUCAGUACAGGUGCAUCAGUACAGGUGCAUCAGUACAGGUGCAUCAGUACAGGUGCAUCAGUACAGGCGCAUCAGUACAGGUGCAUCAGUACAGGUGCAUCAGUACAGGUGCAUCAGUACAGGUGCAUCAGUACAGGCGCAUCAGUACAGGCGCAUCAGUACAGGUGCAUCAGUACAGGUGCAUCAGUACAGGCGCAUCAGUACAGGUGCAUCAGUACAGGUGCAUCAGGCGCAUCAGUACAGGUGCAUCAGGCGCAUCAGUACAGGUGCAUCAGGCGCAUCAGUACAGGUGCAUCAGUACAGGUGCAUCAGUACAGGCGCAUCAGUACAGGUGCAUCAGUACAGGUGCAUCAGUACAGGUGCAUCAGUACAGGUGCAUCAGUACAGGCGCAUCAGUACAGGUGCAUCAGUACAGGUGCAUCAGUACAGGUGCAUCAGUACAGGCGCAUCAGUACAGGUGCAUCAGUACAGGUGCAUCAGGCGCAUCAGUACAGGUGCAUCAGGCGCAUCAGUACAGGUGCAUCAGGCGCAUCAGUACAGGUGCAUCAGUACAGGUGCAUCAGGCGCAUCAGUACAGGUGCAUCAGUACAGGUGCAUCAGUACAGGCGCAUCAGUACAGGUGCAUCAGUACAGGUGCAUCAGGCGCAUCAGUACAGGUGCAUCAGUACAGGUGCAUCAGUACAGGCGCAUCAGUACAGGCGCAUCAGUACAGGCGCAUCAGUACAGGUGCAUCAGUACAGGUGCUUCAGUACAGGUGCAUCAGGCGCAUCAGUACAGGUGCAUCAGUACAGGUGCAUCAGGCGCAUCAGUAAAGGCGCAUCAGUACAGGUGCAUCAGUACAGGUGCAUCAGUACAGGCGCAUCAGUACAGGUGCAUCAGUACAGGUGCAUCAGUACAGGUGCAUCAGUACAGGUGCAUCAGGCGCAUCAGUACAGGCGCAUCAGUACAGGCGCAUCAGUACAGGUGCAUCAGUACAGGUGCAUCAGGCGCAUCAGUACAGGCGCAUCAGUACAGGUGCAUCAGUACAGGCGCAUCAGUACAGGUGCAUCAGUACAGGCGCAUCAGUACAGGUGCAUCAGUACAGGCGCAUCAGUACAGGUGCAUCAGUACAGGUGCAUCAGUACAGGCGCAUCAGUACAGGUGCAUCAGUACAGGUGCAUCAGUACAGGCGCAUCAGUACAGGUGCAUCAGGCGCAUCAGUACAGGUGCAUCAGUACAGGUGCAUCAGUACAGGCGCAUCAGUACAGGCGCAUCAGUACAGGUGCAUCAGUACAGGUGCAUCAGUACAGGUGCAUCAGUACAGGUGCAUCAGUACAGGUGCAUCAGUACAGGUGCAUCAGUACAGGCGCAUCAGUACAGGUGCAUCAGGCGCAUCAGUACAGGCGCAUCAGUACAGGUGCAUCAGUACAGGCGCAUCAGUACAGGUGCAUCAGUACAGGCGCAUCAGUACAGGUGCAUCAGGUGCAUCAGUACAGGUGCAUCAGUACAGGUGCAUCAGUACAGGCGCAUCAGUACAGGUGCAUCAGUACAGGCGCAUCAGUACAGGCGCAUCAGUACAGGUGCAUCAGUACAGGUGCAUCAGUACAGGUGCAUCAGUACAGGUGCAUCAGUACAGGCGCAUCAGUACAGGUGCAUCAGUACAGGCGCAUCAGUACAGGUGCAUCAGUACAGGCGCAUCAGUACAGGUGCAUCAGUACAGGUGCAUCAGUACAGGUGCAUCAGUACAGGCGCUCAGUAG
Knipowitschia caucasica is the source of this 5013-nucleotide messenger RNA. NCBI's taxonomy places the organism in Eukaryota, Metazoa, Chordata, Actinopteri, Gobiiformes, Gobiidae. The record is from the annotation of a GenBank genome assembly.